Messenger RNA from Pseudozyma hubeiensis SY62, 2775 nucleotides. RefSeq lists its product as hypothetical. Gene Ontology annotation, biological process: regulation of transcription by RNA polymerase II. Bases 1 to 2775 code for a protein of 924 amino acids. The record is from RefSeq and is a predicted model, not a curated record. Lineage: Eukaryota; Fungi; Basidiomycota; Ustilaginomycetes; Ustilaginales; Ustilaginaceae. Gene Ontology annotation, molecular function: protein dimerization activity; DNA-binding transcription factor activity, RNA polymerase II-specific; RNA polymerase II cis-regulatory region sequence-specific DNA binding. The transcript has a single exon.
AUGCAGCACAGUCCCGCCCCCUUUCCAUCUUCAUCCACACCAAACUCCUUUAUGGACACGUUUGAUUUUGGUAAUCCCGACUUCUCCACGACCAACUCGGGCAUCGAGGACCUCAAUAUCUUUCCCAGCAGCGGCGCUGCGCCGUCCGUCUCGUCUCAGCACAAUCCACACUCCGAAGCUGGCUCAGCGCCUGUCAGUCAUCAUCCGAGUCCCUCGGCUACUUUCAGCCACGCCGGACCCUCGUCUGACUCGACUGCCGUUCCAUCACAGCAUUCGAGUUCCAACGGCCAUGGCGCGGGCAUCUACAUGACCAAUACAUCGCAUGCUAGCUCGCCCUUAGCAUUCAGCCGUAAUCGCUUCGAUGCCAACUCCUCCGCGAGCCCACAAGCCGGAGGCAGCGAGCACGGCCAUGGUCACCAUCGUCAGCCAUCCGCUGAGCCAUCCGACGUCAACUUUGGCAGCUCCAACUUUGGCGAUCAGAGCAGAGCCGGGCCCUCCAUGCAAGCCAUGCAUUCGGCAUCCAACGAUCAGGACGGCAGCAUGCCGCAGCUGUCCAUCUCGGACUUGCAGCGCAUGCUUCUCGAGCGAGAGAGGACGGAAAGGAUUCAAAACAUGCAGACCGCCCUCUUGAAGCAGCAGCUCGACCAGCUCUCGCGCCUGCAGCAGCAACAACAACACAUGCAGGGCCAGCAGCACCCACAACAACAACAACAGCAGCAGCAGCAGCAGCAGCAGCAGCAGCCUUCUCAACAGCAGCAUUCACAACAUCAACAGCCGCACGGUCAAAACAUCCAAGGAAGCGGACCUUCAUCAAAUUUGCAGCUCAACUUGUCCGGUUCUGCUGGUCAGCUCUCGCCAGGACAGCAGCAGAGCCUUCUUAUGGCGCUUCAGAAUGCGUUCGCCGCCGGCAACAACCCCAGUGCGCAUCACAAUGUGUUGCAGGCUGCCCAGUACCAGCAGCAACAGCAACAGCAGCAGCUUUCUCAGGGACAGCAUGCGUGGCAGCAGCAGCAGCAGCCACAACAAACGAACGGCGCUCAAGGUCAGCCGGGCAACAGCAACGAUCAGUCCAACGUGCUGGCGCAGUACGGUCUCAUCACCCCCAUUGGCUCUGGUCCCUUCAACAGUUCCGCGUGUCCACCAGGUUCAGCCAACUUUAUGUCGCCCCUCACUAUCCAGCCCAACUCGCAGCCAGGAAGUGCAGGCAUCGAGCACCGGCCGGGUACCGACUAUCUUGCCAAUUACACGCCGCUCGAGUCGCCUGCUGUCACCCCGGCAAGCGUAUUUUCCACCGGCAGCACCGGCAUCGUCAUGUCGGAGCUCUUUUCCCCACUCACAUCGCCUGCGCUCGGCCCGCAGCCACCAAGUCUCGGCGAGAUGAUGCUGCCGCCGGCGCAGCUGCACCAGCCACACCAUCAGCAUGCGGCGCAACAGCCUAGCCUGCACGGCUCGCCUGCCGUGAGCGCCGUCAGCAACAACUUUACCCCCACCGCCUCGCCGCUCGCCCUCAUCGCAAAAGGUUCGUCCAAGAUUCGAAAGAACCGCAGCACGACGGCAGAAUCGCGUGCCAACAAGGUGCGACCUUCGCCCUUGAUGAAGCCCGUCUCGGGUCCAUCGUUGAAGAAGAAGAAAGAUUCAAGCACUCUCGCCUCGCCCAGCACAGCGACGCCGCUUGCCAGCGCGAAUGGGCACACCAGUGUUGGUGCCUCCGGCCCGGGGUCGCGAAGAGCGUCCGUCGCGACCGCACCGGACGCUGGUACAGCGAGCGGCUCGCACUCGAGGCAUCAGUCUACGGACGUGGCUCAGAGCGAGGGCACUUCGUCGACUCCUUCGCCGAUCGACUUGUCCGGCGGUGGUUCCAUGCUUCCUCCCUCUGGACCGACAAACAAGAUCCUCACACCCAGCUCCAUCAUGGGCAUCCGAUCGAGUCCCGGCAGUGCGGAUCAGCGUUCGCCAAGCAGCCGCACAGGCUCUGGCGGCGCCUCGUCGUCUGCUCUCAAGGCCAAGAUUCGCGACGAUGUUCAACAGUCCCAACAGCAGCAGCAGCAGAUGGCGAUGCAGCAAUCGCAACAGCAGCCGAUACCGGUAGGAAUGCCCGGUCAGCACGUCUAUCCCAACAUUGCGCCUUUCCCAUCCGCAGCACAAGCCGCGGGGCCGAAAGUGACCUUCAACCUUCCGGGACACGGUAUGCCCAUUCAGCCCGGUGGACUUUCGCAAGCCGAUCGCGAUGCCUGGAUGACGUACAAAUCGGCGGGAGGACUCGAGUCGCGCCGAACUUCGCACAAGGCGGCGGAGCAGAAACGCAGAGACUCGCUCAAGUUCUGCUUCGACGAGCUUCGAGGUCUGCUGCCGGCCAUCACGCUGGACGAAGAUGCACCCAACGGCUCGUUGCUCGGUCCGGACGGAGUCGAGGAGGAUCGCGAAGCGGAGCACUUUGAUCCCGCCGAGGUCGGCGACCCGGAGAUGGCGCGUGCCGCCAACAAGGCCAUCUCGAAGGUGGCGCUGUUGAGGCACAGCAACGAGUAUCUGGUGCGGAUGAAGAAGCGUCUCGAGAGGAGAGACCAGGCGCUGCUGGUGUGCAGGAGAGAAGUGGACGAGUUGAGGCAGAAGCUAGGGUUGCCGCCGUCGGACGACCCGAGCAUUACGGGCAAGGGCGCGCCGUUGGGUUGGACCGAUGAGAGUAUGAUGGCGUUCGAGCUGAGUAUGGGCGCAGAGAUGGAUGGGGAGGUGGGGAGCGAGGAGGAUGGCAAGUUGGAGAUGGAUCAGACUGCGUAG